Myodes glareolus (Bank vole) is the source of this 1473-nucleotide messenger RNA. RefSeq names its product transmembrane protein 41A (gene Tmem41a). The record is from RefSeq and is a predicted model, not a curated record. Lineage: Eukaryota; Metazoa; Chordata; Mammalia; Rodentia; Cricetidae.
CGCCUGCCCAGUCUGCUCUCGGGGAAGGGAUCGGCGCUGCCACGCGGGGAGCGCGCUCUCCGGCCCGGCUGCGGCAUGCGCGCGCUGCUCGGCCUGCUCCUGGUAUUCGGCUGCUGCACCUUCGCGCUGUACCUUCUGUCCACGCAGCUGCCCGCGGGGCCGAGGCUGGCGUCGGCCGAGGAGCCCCAAGGCCGGUCGCUGUGGUUCCCCUCAGAUCUAGCCGAGCUGCGGGAGCUCUCCGAGGUCCUUAGAGAGUACCGGAAGGAGCACCAGGCCUAUGUGUUCCUGCUCUUCUGCAGUGCCUACCUCUACAAACAGGGCUUUGCCAUCCCUGGCUCCAGUUUCCUGAAUGUUUUGGCUGGUGCCUUGUUUGGGCCAUGGCUGGGACUUUUGCUGUGCUGUGUGCUGACGUCGGUGGGUGCCACAUGCUGCUACCUGCUUUCCAGUAUUUUUGGCAAACAGCUGGUCAUCUCCUACUUUCCUGAUAAAGUUGCCCUGCUGCAGAGGAAGGUGGAGGAGAAUAGAAACAGCCUGUUCUUUUUCCUGCUGUUCCUCAGACUCUUCCCCAUGACACCGAACUGGUUCUUGAACCUGUCGGCCCCGAUCCUGAACAUCCCCAUUGUGCAGUUUUUCUUCUCCGUGCUCAUCGGUUUGAUUCCAUACAACUUCAUCUGCGUGCAGACAGGCUCCAUCCUGUCCACCCUCACUUCUCUGGAUGCUCUCUUCUCCUGGGAAACUGUCCUGAAGCUGUUGGCCAUUGCCCUGGUUGCUUUGGUUCCUGGAACCCUCAUCAAGAAAUUCAGCGGAAAGCACCUGGCCCCGAGUGACCCAAGGAGCACGCGUCACCUUGGUGGCAGGAAGGAUGCGUGACACAUGUGCCAUGUUUACCACAGCCCUGGACUCUACUGCUGGUCUGUGUGAUGGGCACGGGCCUUUAUUGUCCUCACUGUGUUUUAAUCACCCUCAGAAAGGUGAUCUGAUCGGCGUUCUAGUGUGUGCAGAGGCCUAUCAGAAGGGUUCUCUGCUUGAGGGUCCAGUCCCGUUUAGCAGGGCUCUGUGAAAUGGACUGCUUUCUAGAAAAUCUUGUUUUGGGUCUAUCCAAUAAUAGGGACUCCGUCUGUUGGGCUUGCCUCUUGCCAGUCCCUGAGAUGUCUUGGGAGAAGAUGCUGGUGGCCUUUUGGACAGGCUGUGUAACAGGUACUCCUGUUAAGUCCCCGUGCAUAUUAGUAUCAGACAGAACUCUAGCCCGUUAGUCUCCUGAAGAGUGUCUUCUCUACUUUUUUGCUGCUGAUCUACCUCUCCAUAAGCCAAGGGACCCAUGAGGAACUGCCUCAGACUUACACACACAGCUUGAGUGCAAUGAUUCCUGUAAUAUCUCUGUUCACACACUGGUAUUUCUGUGUCUCCGCUCCUUCUGGUUGUAUGUCUUGAGAGUUAAGCCGAUUCAAACAUGAUUAAAUAUGAAUGGAGCCA